AUCGUUCAAGAUCAAGAGAGACGAUUAUUUUCUUAUUUUUGCAAUGGCCAAGUUAACCAAUAAAUAGUUUGCACCAAUCCCGAUUCCCACCAGUUUUAAUUUGAUAUUUACCGGAGGAGUUCAUGAAAAAAAUCAUAUUAUGUUCUCGGUUAACUUCGUUGUUUUAUUACUACUCGCAAUAGUGGCCUCCACUAACGGAGCCAAUAUACUGGGGCUCUUUAGCAGUCACAGUCCCUCGCAUCUGAUAAUCCAUAUGUCGACGGCCAAAGCCUUGGCCGAGGCAGGACAUAAUGUUACAGUGGUGUCAAUGCUGAAGCCCAAGGUAAUGCACAAGAACAUCCACCUUAUUGUGGUUCCGAUGAAGCAGGAACAGGAGCUCAUUGUGAAUAGCCAAAUGACCGAAAUGGCCGGGCAGAAGAACUCCAUUAUUAGCACUUUGAAUCGAUUCCUGAACGGCAUGGAUGUCUUAAUCGAUUCCCAGGCUGAUCUAGUCUCUGACCCGAGGUUCAUGCGCAUUUACGAGACCAAAUUCGAUUUGAUGAUACUGGGUUACUUCCUCAACGACUUCCAAUUGGGAAUUGCAGCCAAGCUGAAGGUUCCUGUUAUUAUUGACUGGAUGAUUCCGUCCAACAACAUGGUUGAUCAGUUAUUAUCUAAUCCAUCGGAGAUCUCUUAUGUGCCUAAUACAGCCACUUCUGCCGAGCUUCCCAUGACCUUCCUAAAACGGGUUGAGAAUAUGAUCAAUCACCUGCUUCUCAAGUACUUGGCCUUACAAUUCGAUUACAAAUUGACCCGAAUUUAUAAUGAAAUCUUUACGGAAAAAGACAUGCCAACCCUGAAUGAAAUGAGAAGGAAUAUCUCACUUGCAUUUGUCGGCUCCCAUUUAAAUAGUGAGGGUCCCAUUCGACCCCUGGUGCCUGGCAUUGUUGAAAUUGGAGGUAUACAGGUGAAGGACGAGGCGGAUCCUCUGCCAAAGGAUAUUGAUCAGUUUCUGAGUAACUCUUCCCAAGGAGCUAUCUUCCUCUCAUUUGGUUCCAACAUCAAGAUCUCUUCGGUGAGCACGGAAAUUGUCCAGACUCUCUUUAAAGUCUUAUCGGGACUGAAAUAUAACGUUAUCUGGAAGUGGGAGGACCUGCAGGACACACCCGGAAAUUCAUCAAACAUUCUCUAUAAGAGCUGGCUGCCCCAAGACGAUAUCUUAGCCCACCCAAAAAUAAAACUUUUUAUUACACAUGCCGGAAAAGGUGGCAUUACUGAAUCCCAGUAUCACGGAGUUCCAAUGGUGGCUCUACCCAUUUUCGGGGAUCAACCCCGAAACGCUGCUCUUAUGGAACAAUCGGGAUAUGGCCUGUCCCUCGAUUUGCUUUCUAUAACGGAAGAAAGUUUCAGGAAAGCCAUUACAGAAGUCUUGGAAAAUGAAAAGUAUAGCCAAGCAGUUAAAAAAUUCUCCACCUUGUUCAGGGAUCGGCCCCUAACCGCUAAACAGACGGUGGUUUUCUGGACGGAGUACGUCUUGAGGCAUCGUGGUGCUUCGAACCUUCAAAGUCCAGCAGUGCACAUGAGCUUUAUUGAAAUACACAACCUGGAUAUCUACGCUCUUAUAUUAGCUAUCCUGGUCUUGUUUGUCCUCCAACUAGUUGUGUGGGGAAGGCAGCUGGGCAAAGCAAAAUUAUCAAGGGCAAAAAAAAUCAGUAAACUAAGUUAAGGAUGCUUGUAGUAGUAAAAAUAGAUUUAAGAAGAGUAAAUGUACAAAUAACGCAAAUCGCAUAUCUAAUAAAUAAGUGUGCUCAUUUUUA
Molecule: messenger RNA, 1796 nt
Organism: Drosophila takahashii
Lineage: Eukaryota; Metazoa; Arthropoda; Insecta; Diptera; Drosophilidae
Product: UDP-glucosyltransferase 2-like
Molecular function (GO): UDP-glycosyltransferase activity
Source: RefSeq, a predicted model, not a curated record